This is a messenger RNA of Mytilus californianus (California mussel), 1223 nucleotides long. RefSeq lists its product as uncharacterized. The record is from RefSeq and is a predicted model, not a curated record. The transcript is spliced from 3 exons. NCBI's taxonomy places the organism in Eukaryota, Metazoa, Mollusca, Bivalvia, Mytilida, Mytilidae. Bases 180 to 818 code for a protein of 212 amino acids.
UUUUAAAAUCGACGUCUUACACAUAUAUAAUGUACCCUUUCAAAUUUGAUCAAAGUAUUGUGUAUGUUUACCUAUCCAAAUGACAUCCAUAGUCAUGUAUACUUCAAUGGAAACAUAACAAAUUACAAGGAAAAUGUAGACAUUUUAGAUGAUAAUGAUUCUUAGUAUCACAGAACGUGAUGUCAACAAAACGAUUCCCUGUUCAGAGGAAAGAACAGCCUAGAAUUGAGGUUAACGUAUUAAAAGUUGACGCAGACGGAAACAGUAUUUAUGAUGAAGACUUUGAUCCAAAUGUAUGCCAUUGUUUUCCUUCAACCAGCAGUAAAUUUCGGCCAUCUAUGAUUUAUGAUGAACUUAAGUGCGGUCAUGAGCAGUCAACAUAUAUACAACCAGCUCAACAAUCUGUGUUCACUUAUCCUUGGACUGCUAACACAGUUAUAGGAAGAGAAGACUUAUCUGACGACCGCGAUUCACUAAAAAGCGGGAAACUUAGUGCUAUAGCAGAAGAGCCAGAUGGUCAUGUGACCAGAACUGCUCCUCCAUUUGCGAGCCCUUCAAAAACAGUUGAAAGAACAAAAGGACCAUUUUCAGCACCAGUUGACCCAAGUCGUUGGGAAAGCCAUGGUCCUGAUUUUAGACGAGCUCGUUCAGAAAAAUCAGUCAACAGACUCCAUACAGGAGGACGACCAAGGACUUUAGAUUCGCGUGAAUUCAGAGGAAGAUAUGUCGAUCCAAAGGAUGGUCAAGUAUACAAUUUCAACGUUAAUUACGGUAAAAGAAAUGUCCAAGCAUCCAGACAGGCCGAUAACACAAUUUGAUCUUUAUCAGCAGCGUAAAGAUGGCCCAACAAACGAUUCUUAUUUGACGUUCUAGAAACUUUACAGUGUCAAUGUUAACCGAACUUUAAAAACUACAAUUAUUUAUUUAUUAAUCUAAAUUAACUGUAAAAGUGUUUAUACGGUACCAAUUUUUGUGGAACCAAGUAUUGUAUUUUUAACGAAAUACCUAUAUUGCUGUUGCUUUCUUGAUUAUUAUCUGAUACCAUGAAACUCAACUAAGCACAAGGAUUUUGCCGAACAAACACGAUUAUAUAGUACUUUCUAUGCGAUGUGCCUCCCCUACUGUUCGAUAUUUAAUUUACAAAACUCGAUUUCUGUUGUAUCUAUUAUUCAGAAUAACAUGUAUUCUGAUUAUUUUAUUUAAUAAAGUUAUGAAAUAUUUUU